This is a messenger RNA of Calliphora vicina (urban bluebottle blowfly), 10303 nucleotides long. RefSeq names its product Protein kinase C (gene Pkc98E). Gene Ontology annotation, molecular function: diacylglycerol-dependent serine/threonine kinase activity; ATP binding. The coding region runs from base 1352 to 3571 and encodes 739 amino acids. The transcript is spliced from 13 exons. Gene Ontology annotation, biological process: protein phosphorylation. NCBI's taxonomy places the organism in Eukaryota, Metazoa, Arthropoda, Insecta, Diptera, Calliphoridae. The record is from RefSeq and is a predicted model, not a curated record. Gene Ontology annotation, cellular component: cytoplasm; nucleus.
AUUAGAAAAGAAAAAUUGCAAGAAUUCCUCAGUUUUCCAACUGUGUUUUUUCGUGUGUGUGUAAAAGAAAAAAUUUUUCGGACAAAAAACCAAAAAGAAAAUUUUCCUCAUUACAAAAUUUUUCCAAAAAAAAGAUUAACACAUAAAUAUCGCAAUUGGAAUUUAACAAAAAACGAACAACUAAUUAGAAUACAAAAGCUUAAUAAUAGAAUAGUAUUUAUGUAUAACUAAGCAAAAAAUGUGCACAAAUAUUAUGUGAAGUGAAAAAAAAAUAUUGGCAUUGAAACGAAAAAGAAGAAAAGAAAAAAUUCUGUAGUAGUGAAAAAAUCCAUUUGUAAAAAAAGAAGAAAAGGCAUAGCAGAGGAGAGCACUCUAUGCCAAUAGAACACAACGCUAUCAUCAACAACAAGAGCCAUAAAUGCAUUAUACAUGUCCCACUUAUUAUAAAAAAAAACUCUACAGAAAAUCGUGACCCAUAUCGUUAAAGGUUGCUUGCUCUGCUUUGGCUUUCAUUUAAAGGAAAAUCGAAUAGUGAAAUAAUAAAGAAAAAAAGAAAACUUUAAACAAACAUCAAAAUCAAUCAAGUGAAGUGAAUCAAUUCUAUCUAACGAAACCAACCAAACCAAACAACAACCUUCUUCCUUCGUGUUCAGCACAACAGAAACAGCAACAACAACUACAAUUUACUAAUACAACAUUUUCUUUUAUUAUUCUAUUAUGAAAACAUAAAAACAACAAUGACAACUACUACAACGCUGCAUCAUUAUUUUGUCUUCAAUAUUAAAAAUAACAACAAAAUAGAAAAUCGUUAAAAAUAAAAAACCGAAAAAAGCAAAAAAAGAACAAGAAUCCCUCCACAAUAUCCUCUAAAACACUCUCACGAAAACAAUAAUAAAACAAUAACAACUGCAAGAAAAACGGUGGCAACAAAACAACUACAACAAUAGUAUCGUAAAAUAACAACAACUACAAAUUAAAUUGUGUCAGUCGGUUCUAUAGUAGUUGAUGUUCUUCUUCUCCUUUUUGCUCCAUCAAUAAAGUGCAGUUAGUCUUCCUUCUACCUGUGUAUUUUCGUGUGUUUAUUCUUCAUUCGUUCAAUAUUUUUAUACAGUUUGUUCCUUUUUUUGUUUUGCAUAUUUUUACCUUUGCAUCCGUAUCCGUUUUGUUCGUUCGUUUUUUUUUAUCACGUUUCCGUUUGAGUAACCUCAAAAACAUUUUGUGUAAUUAAAAAAAAAAAAAAAACGACAACAAACAUAUAAAUUUAAAUAAAAAAUCUUGCUAAAACAAAAACCAACAACAAUAACAACAACUAUUGCUUCUACAAAAAAUCACAGCUUCCACACACACAACAAUGUUUACGGGUAAAUUACAAAUAAAAGUCUGCGAGGCGAGCGGUUUACGCCCAACAGAUUUUCAAAAACGUCAUAAUCUAACAUUUGGAAAAUUGGCCGAUGAACAAUUAAUUGAUCCUUAUGUUUCGAUCGAUGUUGAUGAUAAUCAUUUUGAUCGCUCAACAACACGUCCAAAAACAUUUGAUCCUGUAUGGAAUGAACAAUUUGUACACGAUGUAAUAAAUGCAAAAAACAUCAAUUUAACGGUAUUUCAUGAUGCAGCCCUCCCACCGGAUGAUUUUGUGGCCAAUUGUAUAAUACCAUUUGAAGAUAUUAUACAACACGAAAGUAAUGUACCAGAUUUAUGGGUGAAUUUAGAACCUCAAGGGAAAAUCCACGUAGUAAUUGAAUUAAAAAAUAAAAAUGAUACUGCUAAAGAUACUAAAGAAGUGGAUCAUCCCGUUACUGGUGGCGCUGGCGCCAAUAAAGAAUUUAAGGAGAGAGCGGGUUUUAAUCGUCGACGCGGUGCUAUGCGUCGUCGUGUACAUCAGGUUAAUGGUCACAAAUUUAUGGCUACAUUUUUGCGCCAACCAACAUUUUGUUCACAUUGUCGCGAAUUCAUUUGGGGAAUUGGUAAACAAGGAUAUCAGUGCCAAGUUUGCACCUGUGUUGUACAUAAGAGAUGUCAUCGUUCAGUGGUUACCAAAUGUCCUGGCAUGCGAGAAGAGGUAAAGCAAAACAAUUUGGAACCAGUGCCAGCAGGUCAACGUUUUAAUGUUAAUGUGCCACAUCGUUUUGUCGUACACAAUUAUAAACGCUUUACAUUUUGUGAUCAUUGUGGUUCCCUGUUAUAUGGCCUAAUUAAGCAGGGUCUCCAAUGUCAAGUGUGUAAUAUGAAUGUACACAAGCGUUGCCAAAAGAAUGUAGCAAAUACGUGUGGCAUAAAUACUAAACAAAUGGCUGAAAUACUUAGCUCACUGGGCAUAUCGCCCGAUAAGCAGGCACCUAGACGAUCAAAGUAUUUAAGUCAACCAGGUGGUGAGGAUAAUUUCGGAGCUAGUAUUCAUGGCGAUAACAGUGAUUGUAUCUCAACUACCACCCGUAGUUCAACAAUGUCGCAUCAGACUUCAUCGUCGGGUAGUUCUGGUGCUACUAAUAUAAGUGGCGGUAGCGGAGAUAUGGGAAUGUCGAGUUCUAAUCGUUGUUAUGAUUCGCGUCCCGGUAAAACUUGCUUGCAAGAUUUCAAUUUCAUUAAGGUACUGGGUAAGGGCUCAUUUGGCAAAGUUAUGUUGGCGGAAAAGAAGGGCACCGAUGAAAUAUACGCCAUCAAAGUGUUGAAAAAAGAUGCAAUCAUACAAGAUGACGAUGUCGAUUGUACAAUGACCGAAAAACGCAUUUUAGCUUUGGCAGCUAAUCAUCCAUUUUUAACGGCUUUACAUUCCUGUUUUCAAACUCCGGAUCGUUUAUUUUUUGUUAUGGAGUAUGUUAACGGUGGUGAUUUAAUGUUUCAAAUUCAAAAAGCUCGCCGUUUUGAGGCUGCUCGUGCUGCCUUUUAUGCUGCCGAAGUUACAUUGGCCUUACAAUUUCUACACGCUCAUGGUGUCAUUUAUCGCGAUUUGAAAUUAGAUAAUAUUUUAUUGGAUCAAGAGGGUCAUUGUAAAUUGGCUGAUUUUGGCAUGUGCAAGGAGGGCAUUAUGAAUGGUGUCUUAACUACCACCUUCUGUGGUACACCCGAUUAUAUAGCCCCAGAAAUUCUUAAGGAACAGGAGUAUGGCGCCUCGGUUGAUUGGUGGGCUCUUGGUGUUCUCAUGUAUGAAAUGAUGGCUGGCCAGCCACCAUUCGAAGCCGAUAACGAAGAUGAAUUAUUUGAUUCGAUAAUGCACGAUGAUGUUUUAUAUCCAGUUUGGUUAUCGAGAGAAGCUGUGUCCAUUUUGAAAGGUUUUCUUACUAAAAAUCCUGAGCAACGUUUAGGUUGCUCGGGCGAUGAAAAUGAAAUACGUCGUCAUCCAUUCUUCAGUAAAUUAGAUUGGGAUGAAUUAGAAAAACGAAAUAUAAAACCACCAUUCCGACCGAAAAUGAAAAAUCCACGAGAUGCCAACAAUUUUGAUACAGAAUUUACUAAAGAAGAACCAGUUCUAACGCCUAUAGGAAAUGAUGUUGUACGCUGUAUUAAUCAAGAUGAAUUUGCUGGUUUUUCAUUUGUCAAUCCUAAAUUUGGACCAGAACGUAAAGUAUAUUAGAAACACAAACUAAAUACUAACUAAAAUCCUCAAAACAAAAAAAAAAAAAAAAACAAAAAGAAGUAAAACAAAUCCAAAAACCUAUGUAAUUGUCGUUCGUCAACGACGACGAAAGUGAAGAUUUUUUUCCUCAAAACUAUACUUUCAAAGAUUUGGCAAACAAAACUGUAUAAUUAAUUUAUACUAAAAGUUUUAAAAGUUGUUUUAGAUAUUUGCUUUUUUUAAACAAAACAAAACAAAAUGAAAAAGAAGAAACUGUGGUAACUUGUGUCACAGUCGAAUUUAUUAUUAACACUUUUUUUGUUAUUUUAAUUCUUGUUUAAAAUGAAAAAAGAAAACCAAAUUUAACACAAUAUCUACACACACAAAGAAAGAAUGAAAAAAAAGUAACAAACUUUUUACCAAAAAUUAUUAUUACUAUUAAUAGUUAAAAAGAACAAACAAACUCCUUCAGUCAUUUAUCAUAACAUUGAUGAUAAUGAUUGAUGUUGAUUAUGAAAACAAUUUAAAUUUAUUUAUGUUUUAAUGUAUUUGUUUUGACUUUUAUGAUUUUCUAUUCUAUUAACUAAAUAUCUACAUAUUUGUUUAAUUAUUUUAAAUGGAAAUUAUUAUUUUUAUUCUAUUUAUAAGUAUAGAAAGUUAGGGAUUUAUAUUAGAGUCUAAACAAAAACAAAACAAAUGAAAUUGCCUAUAAUUAAAUAACAAACACAUGAAAAGAAAAGAAUACAAAACAACACAACAAAACAAAAUAAAACACACAAAAAUACUUGAAAUAUGUUCCAAAGAAAAGUUUAAACAAAACAAAAACAAAAGCAUAACAAACAAAACAAACAUAGAAAUUAGACAACUAACAACAACAAAAAUUGCGUUAAAAUGAUAAAAGUUUUUAGAAAAAUCAAAAAAGUGCAUCAUUAUUAUAUGUAUAUUAGAUAACGAAAAUAUAACAAACAAAUACCACAAAUUAACAAUUUAUAGUAGUCAAAAUUUGCAUGAAAUUGUUUUACAUUUUUGUGUUUUUAUUUUAUGAUUAUUUGCUAACAAACUCACAAAAUUAUCAAACAAUCAAAAAAAAGCGGUUUAGAAAACAAACCAUUAUCUUUAUUUUCGUUUAAAUCAUUUUCUCUCUAAUUCGAAUUUUCUUAAUGAAUCUCUUUUAUUUUAUUUUCAUUAUUUGUAUUGACAAAAAAGCUCAAAUCUCUGUUUUUAUGUAGUUUUUAGUUUUAAAAUAAAGCCAAAUUUGAAAUGUUUUUUUUUUUUGGUUUGUUAUUUGCAAGUGUUUUUAAGUGAAAUUUCCACUGCUCGAUUAUUUAGUAUAAAUGUUAAGCUGGUGAAUCUCUUUUUUAUCUCUUUUAUUAUGUUUGUAAUUUUCAUUUUCUUUGAAAACGGUAAAAUUGCAUAUUGAUCUUCUCGACAUAACUAUAUUUUUUUAACCAAAUUAUUGCGAAAUUAAUUAAGAACUUAAUUCUAUUAAACAAAACGCGUUGAAAUAUUUGUAUGAAACAUAAUAAAAAUUCCAAAAACUUCCCACGCUUUUUGCGUAAUUGAUUUGUAAAAAAAAAAUUACUUUUUUCGUCAACACGAAUUUCGUAAUAGAUUCCCUUUAUUUUGAAAAUAAAAACUGAAAACUAUAUUCCAAGACGUAUUAAUAAGGUGAGAUCGUCUCGGCAACAAAUAUUUGUUAGUUGUCCAAUAAUUUUCCUGAAUCAAGCAAACAAAAAAAAAUGCAUUUAUUUAUGUUGGUUAUACAUUGGUUUUUCGGAGGAUUCUAUCUCAGAACUCACCUGAUUUUAAUUAGCAAAAUUAAAUAUAUUUUAAGUUUCUGUGUUAUUUUUAAUUUUAAAUAAAUAUUAUUUGACAACAACAAAUAUAAAGAAAGUUUGACAUUAGCGAUCACAACAUUAGUAAACAAAUAAUAAUCAGCUGAGUUCAUAACUUCACCUUAUUAAAUACAGCUAGCUAUAUUCAAUAUUUUAAUAUAUUCAUUCAAAAUACAAUAGAUAACGUCAAAACGUUUGCAAAAUGACAAACGAAAAAAAAAACAUUUCAGGCCAUACUUUAUAUUAAUUUAUGCUUUAAAUGUUUCUAUAUAGUAUAGUAAAUUGUUUUAGCUUCGUGUUUAAAAAUUGCAUUUUAAAAUUGAAUUUAAUUCGAAUCAUUGAAAAAGAAACCACAAGUGAAAAAAACAAAACACCGCACACAACAGUUGAAAUUUAUUUAUAAUUGAACGAUUUAUUUUCGUUUUAAUUUUUGUAGCACAAAAUAGUUUUAAACAAUUAAGAACUCUUCCUUUUUAGCUUAAAAAGUAUUAUUUUUCUUUAUUUAUAUAAUGUAAUUAAAUAAUUAAUUAAUUCGUUGUACAUUAAUCCUAUAUUUAGAUGUUAAAUAUCAUCAUGUUUUAUUGCCAUUUAUAUGUUUAAUUCGUUUUCAUUUUUUUUUAGUUUUUUUCUAGUCAAAUGCUCCUUUAUUUAGAUAAAUAAAUUAUAUUUUAAUGUUUGGAAAUUUGCAUUUUAUACUUUUUUGUUGUUGAAAUUUUUAAAACAAUUAUAGAGAUUUUAUUUUAUAUAUUUACAUACAUAUUUUAUUUAUUUUUUUUUAAGAAUAUAAUUCUUAUUAUAAUAAUUAUUAUUUAAUUUUUUUUUAGCUUUUAAGUAUUUUAAAAUAUUUAUUAUUGUUAAAACUUUUAUUAAAAAAAAAAAUGAUUACAAAAAAUCUAAUUUUUCACCUGAACUUGAUUGAAUUUACUUACUACUACUGCUAAUUAAAAGUACUCAAUAUAUGGGUGUUUUUAAAAUAACAUUUCUAAUUAAGUAAAUACAUAUAUUUCUGAAAAAUAUAUACACACAUAUUUUGAAAAAUAUCCGACAAAGAAAUCGAAAAGAGUUCCUUUUAUUUACCUUCUAGAAAGUUGUUAUUCCACUUUUGGCAAUUAUAAAUACUCAUUUGGAAUAGUUUAAAGUUGGUUUUAAUUUCAAUGAUUGAAUAGAAACAAUGCAUACUACUUUUUUUCAUUGAUGAAACAGGUUUAGUUUUAUAUGCAUUGCGGAAGGUAUUUAUAAAGAUUUACAAAAACAAGUAAGAGAGCUAUAUUCGGCUGUGCCGAAUCUUAUAAACCCUUCAUCACCAAAUUAUACUUCAAAAUGAAAAUAUUAAAUAUUUUUAGGUAAACAAAAUUAAUUUUUUUUCCAAAGUUGUUUUUUAAUUUUUUGGAAAUUUUUUUUUCCAAUUGUUUUUUUAAAUUUGAAAAUUUUUUUUUUGUUUUUUCAUUUUUUUUUUUUGGUAUUUAGCAAAAAAAAAACUUUUGACGAAAAAAAAAUUCGGGUUAAAAAAUAUUUUUUGCGAUUUUGACCCAUUGUAGGUCCAAUUACCAUGCUCUUAUAUACGUCAUUGCAAAGAUCUUUGAAAUAUCUAUCAUUAGAUAUCCAUAUUGUCUAUAUUAAUGACUUAGUAAUCCAGACAUAGGUAAAAAAAGGUUAUAGGUUUUUUCCUUAUAUCUCAGCCAUUUGUGGACCGAUUUUCUCGAUUUUAAAUAGCAACCUUACGAAUUUGAAGGGUAUAAAAAGUCAAAUGUUAAUAACAAUGUUAAACAAAAGUAUGUUUAAUUUCAUAUUGUUUUCUAUAUUACAAUAUGUAUAUCUAAAAAUAAAAAGACUUUAAUCUCAAAUAAUUUUAAAUAAAAGGGAAAUAAUUCAAUUCCCGGAUCAUAUUUAAAACCUAUUCUAAGUGUUAUUUUAAAUUGCUUCAUUGUUGACGAAUUUAAUCGAAUUUAGGAAAACAUUUAAAAUGAAUUCUAAAUUACUAUUGCUUAAGAAGACGUGAAAAUAGCAUUCACUUUGAACUAUUUCCAAUUUUUGUUUUGCUGGGUUGAUAAACAAAAGCUAACGCUAAAGUACAAUAGUUAGGAGGCAAUUGAUAGGCCUUAUCAAUAAAUAUUGAAUUAGUUUCAAAAUCUUAACACAAACAAGUUUUAUAAUUAAACUUUUACCCAUAUAAUUUACUUUAAACAGUUUUUAAAUUUAUCAAAGGUUUAUAAAACAAAUUUUGUAUGGACAUUUUAUUUUAUAAACCUUUAAUAAAUUUAAAAAUUGUUUAUGCAUAUGGGAGUUAAUAUUUAUUUUAUUAAUUUUACAUUCAAAACUGAUUAGGAUAAUAAUUGCGAAAGGAAUCUAGUUCGGUCUGUUUUGUCCUGUAUUAGGUCUGUUUCGGUUUGAUACCCUGUCGCUGAUUUUACAACCUUCGACCUAAUAAGACUCGCGGAACGAAUAUACAAUUGCCGUGGGAUGGUGUAGUGCCAUGCUUUUAUCGACAUUUAUUUUCUCUCGCACAUUUACGGGAGAACUAAAACUUGAAAAUCUAUCCAGUAUUUAAGUAAAUUUGUUCAUUAUUGUAGAUUGACAAUUAAUUUUUGCUUUGCAGUUGAUUUUAACCAUUGAUAUUUAUCAGUAAAUUGUAUAUUAGACAAAGCUUCGUAUUAAUUAAUUAAAUUGAGGAUUCAUUAAUUCAUGAAUAACUUGUACGACUGUUUGAUGAAAAUCUAAAAGAUUUGAUAGUUUACUUGGUUGGAUGGCAAAUUAUUGCAAUAAACUGAAUUUUCUGGAUAUUAUAUGAACGUUUUUGGUAAGAAAUUGUUAAUGUUUACGAAUAAAAAGAUAAUAGAAAUGUUCCGUGUUUUACAUACAGUUUUAUUAUUAAAACUCCAUCGAUAUGCUAAUGAAUAUCGACACUGCAAAAAAGUCAGCAAAUGCGUGCUUACAAACGAAUGGCUUACUUUCCCUUAUGGAAAUUUAAGAAGCUAAAACUAAAUCAAUCGGUAUUACAGGCCUAUAUACUUAGUUCCAUCUGUUAGAACUUCUCGCAUGUUAUAAUUUCCCAAUGGCCUCGCAAAAUAGAAGGUAUCUCGAUUCGCGAUGAAUUUGUAUGUUGAAUACCAAAGUAUAUACUUGUAUAUACAUACAUUUUUUCCGAAAGUGUUGGCUUGCCUAAAUUUAAAUUUUUUGCGAUAUUAAAUUUUUAAUAUUAAUAAUAAGUGUUUAGUUUUUAUAAUUUUCACUUGAUCAUUAAUAUAUUUCCCUUUCCAAUCGAUGCCAUUUUACAGAAAAAUUUGUGAUUCGCAUAGAUAAUUAAUCUAUGUAUGUAUAUGGUAUUUGGACGUUCGAGAAAAAACAUGGAUUUGCAUACAAAUCCAGCCCCUAGUAUUUAAUGGCUUUACGUGUUUGUGGGCAAGCGGGUUGGAAUAGAAUCAAAUUCAAAGUAUUGCGAAAAUUUCAUGACUGUUACAAACAAAAAGUUGUUCAUGUUCUUCUGUAUGGGGCAGACGUGUCUAUGUUCAUGUUCGUUAUUUUUUGUAUUUUUAUUUUUAAAUGUCAAACUUUUGGUGGGAACAAAUGUUCUGUCAACGUUGUUCGAUUAAUAACAUAGCAUCAACAAGAGUUGUCCACAUGAGACAAAUUGAUGUGCGCACAAGAAAUUGUUCGUUGUGGGAACAAAUUUAUAACUAGCCAAGACGGGUUGGUUAUUAUCAAUCUAAUUAAUUAUUUUAAAAUAAGAACUGCAAUAUUUCAAAUGGAAAAUACAAGAGCUUUGUAGUUUUUUUAAAAAAAAAUAUUCAUAUUUAAGUAAAAACAAAUAAGAAAGUAUGGUCGGUCAAGCCCGACCAUAUAAUACCCUACACUAAUUAAAAACAUUUUUCUUUUAAAAUUUCAAUAAUUUAUAUUUUUGAGUGAUUUUCGGAAGUGGACCUUAUAUGGGGGCUAUGACCAAUUAUGGACCGAUCACCAUGAAAUUAGGUCGUGUGAUUUAUGUCUCUAUGAAAGUUUACUAUGUUGAAUUUUGUGAGUAUACCAAAAUUUUUAAGCGAUUUAUGCACGUUAAAGUGAUUUUCGGAAGCGGGUCUAUACAAAAUUUGGUGACAUGAAUUUUGUAUAUAUAAAACUUAUUUUUAGCGCAAUUUGUGGAGAUACAUUUAUAAAUUAAACAUUUAUGACCGAUAAAGUCCAAUUUCGGAAGGACAUUUGUAUGGGGGCUAAUGGACCGAUUUCAGUCAUUUUCAAUAGGCUUGGUCCUCGUACCAAAUUUGAUCGAAAUAUCUUCAAAAUUGCGACCUGUACUCUGCCCACAAGGUUUACUGGACAGCCAACCAGACGGACGGUCAUCGGUUAAUCGACUCAGAAAGUGAUUCUAAGUCGAUCGGUAUACUUUAAGGUGGAUGUUAGACUAAUAUUUUUGGGCGUUACAAACAUCUGCACAAACGCAUACUACCCUCCCCACUAUGGUGGUGUAGGGUAUAACAAGUAAGAAAGUAUGGUCGGUUCCUAAUACCCUACACUGAGUAGGGAAUGAUUUCCGGAAGUGGACUCCACUAUGGUGGUGUAGGGUAUAAAAAUAUUGACACGUAACAAACAAUUUUGUUUCAAUAUUUAAUAAUGAUGCGAAACAAAAUCAAAAAUCGAAUGUUGAACAAAUAUUUUCAAUUAUGUAGCUGGUGUGAACAUGAUACCUUAUUAUUUAUACGGGUUUUCAUGUUUUUAAUCAGUAAAAUUCAAUAUACAUAUCUAUUUAAUUACAAAUGUUAUUUUAAAAUGAAUUGAGUAGUAUUUAUUUUAUUAAACAAAAACAUAAACUAUAUUUAUAUACAAUUAAAAUUACAUUUAUAUAUUUUUAGUUGAAUCUCAACUUUUUUUUAUUGUUAUUUUUUUGUUUCUUCUUCUUUAAUAAAUAAAUUCAUAAAGAAAUAUA